Molecule: messenger RNA, 1411 nt
Organism: Polistes canadensis
Lineage: Eukaryota; Metazoa; Arthropoda; Insecta; Hymenoptera; Vespidae
Exons: 2
Coding region: 35-988 (317 amino acids)
Source: RefSeq, a predicted model, not a curated record
UUCAGAUGGUGCACCAGUUCCCGAGGACGUAGUCAUGCACGAGGAUUCCAUAGCAUCGGCUUCGGAAACCGGUGAUGAUUAUGCGGACGGCGAUGAUUCCGACAUGUAUAUGGAGACCGAUGGUGGAGAAGAGACGAUGACGGAUGAUCACGAUGAAAGUCCAGCGGAAAGGAUUGAGUUAGAUACGACGACAAUGAAAACAAAUGACAAGUUGAAUGACACGAGUACGAAAGAAAUUGACGGGAAAGAUCAGGAAACGAAGAAUACUGAAUUAUCUCCUCAAGUUCAGCAACCAUCUCAGGAUGCUGAUAAAAGCUUGGAAACCGAGAGUCAAAACUUCUUUCCAUCUUUCGCUGAAUUAUUCAGUAAUCACAGAUUACCAUUGAACGAUCAACAACAAAGAUACAGACCCAACAGGUUCUUGGGUUAUUUUCAACGUGAUCGUGGAGUCUACCAAACAACAUCGGCAUCUUCGAAAGAGGUGCAACAUCCUCUUUUGGGUUCCGGAAAUUUCGGAGUUAUUCGGGGUGGAACUUACUAUCCCGAAGAUAAAGAGAACGAUGAGUAUGCUGUUGAAGAUACUCUGUAUAAUCCUUACUAUCAUGGUACGUCUGGUCGUGCUCGUGCCAAUUACUAUAGGAACCCUAAACCUCAACCAGUUAGGGGAGGAGACUUUUUCGCGAAUUUCCGUGAUUUUGCGGACAUCACGGCACCACCUAAGUCGAGUUUCUCUCAUCUUUCGGUUGUAUACGCUAACAAGAAUGGUAGCACUACGGGACGUAUCACGGAACCGAGAAACAUCAUCGAAACUUUGAGAAUGUUGGAGGAAGAGGAACAACGAUCAAAUGGUUUAGAAACGGCAACUACCGAAAUCCCUAGGAAGAAGCUUAGCAAAGGGAAAAGGAAAUUGAUCAAGAUGAAACAAUACGACGAGGAUAAGGCGAGAAGAUCUCGCGUAUCGGUCGAACCACUUUUAGCAUUGAGUUGAAAACUUAAUUCGUACUUAUUAGUGUUUACGGUUUUAGAGUGAGGGGGGACGACAAACUUUGGGAUAACGUCCUAAGCGUAAAUAAUUUAGCACUGGAGAAAGUUCGAUAACUAAGGUCCCUCCCACCCUCCACCAAUUACUCUUUCGAUUGUAGGAGGUAUGCGAAAAAUGCGUGCUAGUUUAUAUCAAUCGCAUCGAGAUUGAGUUAUUCAUUAUCUUUUUUCUUAUUAAAUUUCUUUAGCAAAAUUGUUCAUUUCUCGAACAAUAACGAUCCAACAAAGUGGGUCAGAAGUAUAAGAUAUAAAUAUCGUUAUCGAUGAUGCGAUAUAUACGUAAUAUCGUAAUAAUAAUAACUACAUUAACACUAUGACGUCCGGUGGCUCCACAUUGGUGCCAUGCGAAAGAUUUCGGGUAAAUGCCGGU